CAUGCAUAGACCAGACAUCGGCAUAUUAACCUACUGCCCCAUCACUUAUCUGCCGAUCACAUUCCGCCAAAGCGGCCACUCAUAUGUGUACGUUACUGGAUUCCUUCCAAUUUCGUCGCGCAUGUGCGUGAAACUCACUAACAUCGCGACAUUGAGACAAGGUCUAAAAGAUUUGAAUACAGUGUAAUGUACGGCGUCUUUACCAAGCUUCUGUUUUUAUUUUUUUUCUUAUAGGUUUAAUAUAUAAUGAUACAUGAUAGAUGAAACGUACAAACGUCCUUCAUAUAUUCGCCCGACUAUUAUCCGAACGUUGUCACAUAUAUUUGGAUCGUGAUGUACAUCUGAUGUUCCUUUACAAGCUAUAAGAUAGCGAACGCAACUUAUAAGUUCUAUAGAAAACUUAUAAUCAAUUGCAGCGACAUUAUACAUUACUUUGUUCGAUAAGAGCCGAUUCGGAGAAAACAGCAAAUAAUUUCACUGCUUUGAAUGAUGAGUACAAUGUCUCCAAAAAUAGAAUGGGAUUUUCCACUGCUAAUUAAUUAAAAUUAAUAAAAAUUAUUUAGCAAUUCUAGUAUCAAUCUAAGAACAAAAGUAGCUAAAAACAAAAAUGGCUUUUCAAAUUCGUAAUCAAUCAAUCAAUCAGUAGAAAGUAACAGGAUUGGUUCUCAGACCAAAGUUAUAGAUAUAUUUAAGUUGUUUAAAAUGGAAUCUCCGAAAUUAUCAGAUGUACAUAAGAGGCUGAAAUCUUCACCACAAGAAUCUCCAGUUUUUUCGUUACUAUUAAGAAGGAAAUCUAUUACUGAAAAACAAUUACCGAAUAUUCUUUCGGAAAAUGAUGAUGAGGCAGAACGUAUUGCCCGUCGACAUGAAAUGUCUACAUCGUCUACAUCAUUUGUAUCACCUAAAUUUAACAGAAGACAUUCUUUGGGUCUGGUAAAUGCCCCAGCAUCUGAAAUGACCAAGAGCAUAAAUCAAUAUAUAAAAAUGCAUGCUGAGAAUAAGAUUAAUAUACAGAACGCAUUUAGUUUGGAAAUAAUCGACUUCAUGACAUAUAUGAUAAAAAAGCAAGACAACAAUAUAUCUGAUCUGCAAGUAGCCAGUGCAUCCUUAGACGUAAGCAGUAAGAUUUACGGGUUACGAGUAGACAGUCUGCACACAAAAAUGCUUAAGAUAAUUGGCGGAUUGGAUAAGCAAGCAACUGAAUGUGUGCAACAAAACGAGGAAGAGCAAGAGGAAGUACUCCAAGAAAAUGCAGACACGUGUGUAAAAGUAUCGAAGGAAAAAAGAAAAAAGAAAAUCAGACGGAAUAUGUGCAGCAUCAUAGAAGAAUUAAGAGGUACUAUCAAAACUGUAAAACCAUCGUUCAUGAUGAUAGGUGAGGGCGAUCUACAAAGUAAUGAUAUGCUUUAUCAAGCGACACUGCCGAUUCACGCGAACUCUGGCUUUUAUUUGCCUUUAUAUAACGACAUGCUCGUUGACGUCGCAGAGCCAGAGGACACAGCUGAUUCGACAGAAUAUGAAAUACCUAUAGUCGAAGAUUUUCGGAACCUGGAAAUAUGUGCGUCAUAUUCGGACUUCAAGUUUCUCGGCUGGUCUGCUAAGGACGAACACGAGGAAGUAUCGGACACGUCAGUGACGGAACACAGCAACAACGACCAGACCGAUCGACAGAAUCACUUCCGAUUCGAUAUUGACGCCAGCAUAAAAGAACGGGCACAGGAGGAUAAGAAUUCACCACUUAAUCUCAUCAGAUAUUUCGACAUUGAAACGCAGGACGAUCAGCAUACAUAUAAAUGCCAUCAACGACCAGUUGCAACAAAUACGGACAAUCUCGUGGAUUGCUCUCGUGGCUCAGCUGCGACUGCAGCUAAAUCGUUCAAGUUUAUCACGCGAGAAUAUUCAUUCGUUCCGCCAAGUACGAGCUCGCAUUGGGCUGGACCGUCUUAUUGGAAGUACCACAACUUCUCAAAAGCUUUCGUAGGCAAGGACAAGGACGGCAAGGUUAUCGGUGCGUGCAUGCAAGUGCCGCUGAGGAAAAGAAAAGAAAUUAUUCUAUCAUACGAAGACAACAAGGACGUGAUAGAAUCGAAGUUCACGCCUAGCGAAUUCAAUAAGCUAAAAGCAAACACCGUUAAAACGGAAUGGAAUGCCGAGAAACUGACGUUGCCCGAGGAUAUUCACUAUGAUAUUACAUUGCUAAAUAAAUGGUAUUUACUAAAUCUGAGCAUUAAAUCGAAGGUCGACGGUAAGGACGAUGUCGCCACAGACAUAUCCGACAAUAGCAGAUAUGAUUACAACAACCCAAACGAUACUGUGGACUAUUGUCCCGAGGUGUACAACGGCGAUUAUGAUGAAGGUAGGGACAAUAAAGACAAUGAGAACGAGUGUAACUUCGAAUUCGAGGACGAUGGUAAUGCGUGUGCCUUGGGCAGCCAAGGCUUCACUGAUGAUAAUCUAAUCGAGGCACCGAAACUGGCCAAUAAGAUACUCAUCGCAUACCAUACGAAGGCGAAGAAAAUCGACAUGCGGCAACUAAAAAAGUCCACCUGGAGAUGCCUCAAGUCCACGAAUAGCGGAGGUAACACGAAUAUCGUACAAGCGGUAGAACAGACAGAAGCGGACACCAUGAAGGAGCCAAAGUCGUUCAGUGAUGUUUGCAAGAUGUUGCCAAAAUAUUUGACAAAGAACAACGCCGAAGCGUUGAGCGUGCCGCUCGCUUUUGUCUCUCUUUUACAUUUAGCAAGUGAGAAAAUAUUGAGUCUAUCUUCAUCUACAGACAUGUCCGAUGUUACCGUCGAGAAGACCGAGACAGAAGGAGACUGAGGUAAAUAUGUUUCUUGCGCGUGUAUUUGCGUAUAUAUACGCAUACGUUACAUGUAGAAAGAGAGGGAGAGAAAGAGAGAGAGAGAGAGAGAGAGAGAGAGAGAGAGAG
Messenger RNA from Harpegnathos saltator (Jerdon's jumping ant), 2932 nucleotides. Its product is annotated as condensin complex subunit 2. Gene Ontology annotation, molecular function: chromatin binding. The transcript is spliced from 3 exons. Gene Ontology annotation, cellular component: condensin complex. Lineage: Eukaryota; Metazoa; Arthropoda; Insecta; Hymenoptera; Formicidae. Bases 703 to 2823 code for a protein of 706 amino acids. Gene Ontology annotation, biological process: mitotic chromosome condensation. The record is from RefSeq and is a predicted model, not a curated record.